Messenger RNA from Trichoplusia ni (cabbage looper), 2826 nucleotides. RefSeq lists its product as uncharacterized. The transcript has 6 exons. Bases 1381 to 2232 code for a protein of 283 amino acids. The record is from RefSeq and is a predicted model, not a curated record. Lineage: Eukaryota; Metazoa; Arthropoda; Insecta; Lepidoptera; Noctuidae.
UGUUAUUUGACAGUCGUUACGGGUAGUUAGAAGCUAGGAAAUGUGAAAACCAGUCUGAAUAAGGGUAUUGUGUUGCCCAGGUUGAGAAGGUCAGAUGGGCAGUCGCCCCUUGUAGCACUGAUAUUUAGCUGCAUUCGGUUAGACUGGAGCUGACCCCAACAGAGUUGGCAAGAGGCGAAUGAUGAUGAUUUUUUAUUUUAGUGUAGGUAGUGUGUUCUUCGGCGAUACAUAUGUAUUACCAACAACAAUUUUUAUUUAAUUUGCUUUUUCAGAAAAAAAUACACUAAACAUUGCCUACCUAAAAAAAAGGUUUUUUUUCAUGCUUUUAAAAAUGUACAAAUGGACCGUAAUGGACAUGCGGUAGGUAUUUUACCUACACGUUUUACUGAUAUUGAUAUCCAAUGCCAUAAAUGUAUCGUUAUCACUUCUAAAAGCAAAAAGAAGCAAGAAGCCUGAAUACACGCACAGACCCUGGCACUUUACACUAACAUAUUAAAAAAAAGAGUUAAUGGAAAAAACUAUAAAAUAAAAACCAUUUAGUGCUGAAUAAGACCGGCGUCAACUCUCUGGCUUACUGUCAAACAACGGUUAAUUGGUUUUAAAGCUCAUAGCUAACGUGAAAAUUUCACUUGUUUUUAUGUUCCUUUAAAAUAAACCUUAUUUGUUUAGAAAGUAAAGAGAAACGCGUGGAUUGCACAUAUUCUGUUUUGUUCCAAUAUUAUUUAUAGCUUGCAAUAUAGACGCAUAAUAAUCUCAAUACUAAUAAUUAAUAAGUCCAAAUACACAGAUUACAGCAGUAAAACACAAUUUUAGUUUAAAAUACUCGUAACCGCGGCCCUUUGACGUUUUCCUCCCUUUAAAUUAACUAAAAAUUUGUAUUUCCGUCACCCAAGCCAAACAAUUAACCAGAAUGCAUUAAUCUAUGUAGUUAAGACAAGCAUUACAACUUUUCACUUAACGAUUUCAUCAAAACAAACUGGAUCUCAUUUUAUCAAUUGUCAAAGUUUUAAAACUUAAUCCACUUAAGGGCCCUUAAAGGGGAGUGCACAGUGCGCAUGACGCUGCCCUAGCGGGAAACACCAAGGACAUUAGGCGAGCAGCCUUUGAACCGGGAGCACGCCUCCCUCCCUCCGCACUCGGAGAUGGAAUACGCGCGCGAACGGUACUGUGCUCAUGUAAACUUACAAAACUAACUCGACGCAUCGCCGGGACAUUCGAACUUUAAAAAACAGUGCUACUAUUUUUGACCAGUAAUAUGGCAAAAGUGCUCCUGUGUGUUUAUCGCUAAUUACAGAUGCGAUUAAAAGUGUGAUCUCAAAUGGUAGGAUGUGACUGAGUUUUGUUUUACUGUCCUGUGGAUUAGACAAUUAAAUUAUGUAAAUGCGUUUUUCUGAUACCGUGACCAUGAAGUUAUUAGCAUUUAUUGCGUUGUGUGCAAUAACAUCAGCACACGACAUAUCGCAGCUAAAAGUACCAUUGUACGCGGACCCCCGCCGCGCUGCAGAGCUCAGCUGCCACUUCAAGAUGGACGAACAGAAGCUUCAUUCCGUCAAGUGGUACCGAGACACUAACGAGAUAUUCAGAUAUAAUCCCACACAGCAGCCUGCAAUCCGUCUAUUCAACAUAUCAGACGUGAUGGUGCAAGGCGGCGAGUGCCAGCCAGACUACUGCGUGGUGCGGGUCAUGCCGCCUCCUAUAUCCACGAGGGCUGCGUACACUUGUGAAGUGUCGACCGAGGGCCCCAGGUUCCAGAUAGCGAGGAAAACGAAACAAAUGACUGUUGUCGCUAUGCCGCAGGCGGAUCCGGUGAUAAUUGGGGCGCCGAAAGUGUUGAAGCCAGGAGAGCAGGUGUUCCUGAACUGCACGUCCGAUUUCUCCCUGCCACCGUCAGAAAUUAAUUGGUAUAUCGACGAGGAACUACAAAAGCCCGAAAUGUGGCAGAAGACAGAGGUGACGGGCAACCAGCCUGGCGGGCUGCGUCGCUCGUGGCGCGUGCUGCGCGUGCGCGUCCCUCCCACCGCCAGCGGCGCGAUGCGCGUGCGCUGCGAGUCGAUACUGCAAGUCGAUCCGCCCGUAGUGCGGGACGCGAAUACUAUUAUAACUAUACAUUCGCGCACCCAACUCUCCAAAUAUGUGUCUAAUAGUGGUACAAAAGUAGUCAAUACAGUCGUAUUAAUAGCAACAAUUUUAUUAUUGACUUAUAAUGAAAUAUCAAGGUUUACGAGCUUAUGAGAUUCGGUGUGAAAUAUUGUCUGGUGAUAUUAGUUAUAAGUGUAGAUAAUAUUGAGAACGGCCUGUAUUAACCUACUGACGAAUGUCACUACAUUAUGUAUACAAAACAAACAGAUGUUUAACUUUUUGGUACAUUAUGAGGCCAACUGGGUAUGAAAAACAAUCUUUUGGAUCCUUCACUUUCAGCUAGCAAUUAAUAUAAAUUUAUUGCUUCUUCGAAGUGACACAAAACUACUUCGAACAUUGAAUUAAAGUUUGGGAGAGAAAACUCUUAACUUCGCUAUCCGAUGCAUCUUGUUUGAGACGUCAUGUGACUUUAGAAAUCGAUUUGCUAAAACUUACAAUGGCAGUUCUUAAUGGGAACGUAUUAUGUCAUGUUUGUGCUGUGACAUAAUGACUGCACAAUAUAGUUAACUUCUAUCACACCUAACAACACAUAAAAUGUCAUAAUACAUUUUUUACAAUUUGCCCUUUGUAAAGAGUCUAUACACAUUAUGACGUCAUUUGUUAGCCCCAUAAUGUAUCAAAGCGUUUACAACACAAAUGUAACCUUCUUUUUAACACCUCUUUUAAGGAGAGAACUUAAAACCAAAA